This is a messenger RNA of Raphanus sativus (radish), 441 nucleotides long. Its product is annotated as glycine-rich cell wall structural protein 1.0-like. Bases 1 to 441 code for a protein of 146 amino acids. NCBI's taxonomy places the organism in Eukaryota, Viridiplantae, Streptophyta, Magnoliopsida, Brassicales, Brassicaceae. The transcript is spliced from 2 exons. The record is from RefSeq and is a predicted model, not a curated record.
AUGGGUUUAAUCUCCCGUAAAGCGUGUAUGUUUGUUUUGGUAUUUGCUUUGGUCACUCAUUUUACUGCUGGAGGUGGUGGUGAGUCUGGUGACAGCGGUUGGAUUCGAAGAGGAGUUGGAGGCAUUACUGGAGAAAUAGGCGGUGGAUUUGGUGAUGCUGGCCAAGCUGGAGGGGGAGGAGGAGGACUUAGCGGCAGUGUAGGAUUUGGUGAUGCUGGCCAAGCUGGAGGGGGGGCAGGAGGAUUUGGCGGCAGUGUAGCAUUUGGUGGUGGUCCCAGAGGUGUUGCUGGUGGAGAAGCAGGCGGUUCAGCUGGUGGAGAGGCAGGCGGUUCAGCUGGUGGAGAGGCAGGCGACGAUGGAGGUCGUGGAGGAUACGUGUGUCAUUUCUCUAUUUUACUUGCAAGUUGUAGUGCACCUCAGUGUGCAUAUACAAGACCAUAA